GGGACGUUACGCCCAGGCAGGUGGGUGAAAUUGUUCACCCCCUAAUCGUAGCUGAUGCUUUUGCACGUCCGGAAAAAAGGAUCCCAUCUGGGCUUCUGACUUUAGAGCACAGAUCAGCUCUGGCUCAUUCCCUGGGCUCAGUUUUUCUUUUUUUUUUUGGUCUGCAAGAAAGGUGCUUGGCCACGCUUGGAAUUAACAACUGCAGGUUUAAUUCCCUGGACUUUAAAAACAAAGUAAGUAUGCUAACAUUGACUAAGACAGCAAGAGUUUUUUCUAAACCAUCAAAAAGGAAAAUUCAUGAAUUUUUAAGAAGUCUAUAUUAUCCCAGCGAACGAUUUUUUCAUAGAGUAGUACUGGGAAUUGAGACCAGUUGUGAUGAUACAGCAGCUGCUGUGGUGGAUGGCAGUGGACAUGUAUUGGGAGAAGCAAUACAUUCCCAAACGGAAGUUCAUUUAAAAACAGGUGGGAUUGUUCCUCCAGUAGCUCAACGGCUUCACAGAGAAAAUAUUGAACGAAUAGUACAACAAGCUCUCUCGGCCAGUCAUGUGUCUCCAAAUGAGCUCUCAGCAAUUGCAACUACCAUAAAACCAGGACUUGCUUUAAGCCUGGGAGUCGGUUUAUCAUAUAGCCUACAGCUGGUACACCAGUUUAAAAAGCCCUUCAUUCCCAUACAUCAUAUGGAGGCUCAUGCACUCACUAUUAGAUUGACGAAUCAAGUAGAAUUUCCUUUCUUAGUUCUUUUGAUUUCUGGAGGACACUGUCUCUUAGCAUUAGUUAGAGGAGUUUCAGAUUUUCUGCUUCUUGGAAAGUCUUUGGACAUAGCACCGGGUGACAUGCUUGACAAGGUAGCAAGAAGAUUGUCUUUAAUGAAACAUCCAGAGUGCUCAACCAUGAGUGGUGGGAAGGCCAUAGAACAUUUGGCUAAACAAGGAAAUAAACUGUGCUUUGACAUCAAACCUCCCAUGCAGCGUGCCAAAAAUUGUGAUUUUUCUUUUUCUGGACUUCAACAUGUUACUGAUAAGAUAAUAAUGAAGAAAGAAAGAGAGGAAGGCAUUGAGAAGGGGCAGAUACUGUCCUCAGCCGCAGACAUCGCCGCUGCUGUGCAGCACACAAUAGCCUGCCACAUUGCCAAGAGGACACAUCGUGCCCUUCUGUUUUGCAAGCAGAGAGACUUGUUGCCUCAGAACAAUGCAGUACUGGUUGUGUCUGGGGGUGUUGCGAGUAACUUUUAUAUCCGAAAAGCUCUGGAGAUAGUAGCAAAUGCAACCCAGUGCACUUUGUUGUGUCCUCCUCCCAGGCUGUGCACUGACAAUGGAGUGAUGAUCGCAUGGAAUGGUAUUGAAAGAUUGCGUGCUGGCUUGGGCAUUUUGCAUGAUGCAAAAGACAUCCGCUAUGAACCAAAAUGUCCUCUUGGAAUAGAUAUAUCAAAAGAAGUUGGAGAAGCAGCCAUAAAAGUACCAAGAUUAAAAAUGAGCAUUUAAUUUUUAUUUUUUUCAGAAAGUCCUAAAGGUUACCACAAUUCACUUCAUAGAACUUACUGGUAGACAGAUGUUUACAAGCUUUAAAGAAGGAAUGAGACUGCCUUGAUUCUGAUUUGUAAAUUAUUCUUACAUUAAUGCCACACACAGAGAAAGAUGAUUUUAUUUUGUUUGUUUUGUUUUGGGGCCACACCCAGCUGUGCUCAGGGCUGACUCUUGGCUCUACACUGAGGGAUCACUUCUGGUGGAUUCAGGAUAUGGGAUGCCAAGGAAUCAAACUUGGGCCAGCCACAUGCAAGGCAAGCUCCCUGCCAGCUAUACUAUCACUCCGGUUCAAAACAAGAUAAGUCUUGACCCAUUUUAUUAACAAAUAAUUUUCCACAUAUUUCUAAUAUCCCUCAGAUAUUCCCUGAAUAAAUGAAAUUCUUUUUUCUUUUACUCUCUUUUCUGUUCUCUUCCUUUCUACUUGUGACAGCAGCAAACUGAUCUUUACUUUUAAAUGGUUCCAAUCUUGUUUUUGACUAUAUAUAAGAUGAUAUGUCAAAUAAGAAUCAUUUUGGGGGGCUGGAGUGAUAGCACAGCAGGUAGUGCGUUUGCCUUGCAUGCAGCCGACCCAGGUUCGAUUCCCAGCAUCCCUUAUGGUCCCCCAGGCACUGCCAGAAGUCAUUCCUGAGUGCAGAGCCAGGACUAACUCCUGAGCAUCGCCGGUGUCACCCAAAAAGCAAAAAAAAGAAAAAAAAAAGAAUCAUUUUGGUCCUACAGUUCGAGGACACACAAACAAGCAUUAAACAGUGCAUGAAAUCACAAGUAAUUUAUUUUUCCUAUUAGAUAAAUGUAAGUAAAAUGAUAAGAUCUGAAUCUGCUCUGACAGGCCAAGGCUACUCAUCCACCAUCUACCAAUUAUGUGCAAAGCUGUGCAGAAUAUCGAUGGGAAAAAGAAAUGGCUUCUGCCCUAAGAACUUAUAGAGUAGAUAAGUUGUAAGUAAAACAGAAAGUAACAAAAUAAGUCAUAUUUCUAUGUCUUUAAAAUAAUGGCAUUUCUAUGGACGAUAUUUUUUCAGUUACUGCUAUUGGCAAGGAAGUCCUUAAGUGAAAUCAUUCGCAGAGGCCUGAGAGAUAGCACAGCCAGUAAGGCACUUGCCUCUCAUGGAGCUGACCCAGGUUCAAUCUCCAGCACCACAUAUAAUCCUCUAAGCACAGAGCUAGGAAUAAUCCCUGAACACAGCUAUG
This is a messenger RNA of Sorex fumeus (smoky shrew), 2708 nucleotides long. It is a transcript of the gene OSGEPL1, whose product is annotated as O-sialoglycoprotein endopeptidase like 1. Gene Ontology annotation, biological process: tRNA threonylcarbamoyladenosine modification. NCBI's taxonomy places the organism in Eukaryota, Metazoa, Chordata, Mammalia, Eulipotyphla, Soricidae. The coding region runs from base 240 to 1481 and encodes 413 amino acids. The record is from RefSeq and is a predicted model, not a curated record. The transcript is spliced from 9 exons. Gene Ontology annotation, cellular component: mitochondrion.